GUUUUUGUCUGGGCUCCUGCUUGCAGUUCCCUCUACGAAAGUACUACUAUGUUGACAAGUUAGUGACCUGGCCUCAAGCUCAGCUGUACUGCAGGGAGCAUUACACCGACCUCGCCACGUUUGAGAGCAUGGACGACAUAAACAGACUGGAACCUGAUAUUUCCUAUACUUGGGCCUGGAUCGGACUCUGGGAUGAUCCGAAUGUUUGGAAAUCUGAAAUGGGCAACGAGUCCAACUCCUGGAGAUGGUCUGCAACUGGAGAAACCAGUAAAACUGGUUACCAGUCGUGGGCCACUGGUGAUCCAGACUUCGGAUAUUCAGGGGAGAUGUGCACGUUAAUGGUUAAUGGUGGGCAGUGGUAUAAUGGUAACUGUGAUGUGGAACUCAAAUUUAUUUGUUACAAUGUGACAGAGCACAAUCUGAAACAAUUUGUGUUCAUUGCAACUUUGAAAACAUGGAGUUCUGCUCAAACAUACUGCAGAAUGCAUCACACCGACUUGGCAAUGAUUGAAAACGAGGCAGAAAACUCUGAAGUCAGACACUUAAUUCCAGUUGGAGUCGAUGUUUGGAUCGGUCUGUACCGAGUGCCAUGGAGCUGGUCUGACAAGAGUCCCAGCCGAUUCCAACGAUGGGGCAAUUCCGAACCAAACAACGUAGAGGGCAUCCAGCACUGUGUCUGCGAGAAUACACUACAUCAGUGGGGUGACGAAAGGUGUCAUGCCACCAAAGUCUUCAUUUGCGAACAAGUGGUAAAAACGAGCACCACUGUGAAAAUGAUGACGAGCGACGUCGAUCUGACCGAUCCAGCCGUCAACGCCCAUGUCCUCCAGCAGCUUGGCACCUUGCUGACAAACCGGGGAUGGACAGAUUUCAAAGUGCAAUGGAAGAUUAUCUCCAAGAAAAACAAAGAAAACUGAAUGCAGCAAAUUAACUGCUGAUUUAUAGGCCUUGUGAUUUCACCUUUUGGUCAAAUCAGAUUGCAAAUGAUUGUAAUAGAAAGUAAUGGUAUCUUAGGUUUUAAAGGGGACCUAUUACACAAAAUUCACUUUUUGUACAUCUUUAUACUUACAUUUGGCUUUCAACUGCUUCUAAGAACAGUUGAAGUACUUCAAAAGACUGUUUUGAGGCUCAAUAAAAUAUUUUUUAAUUGAAUUGAAUUUUGGGAGAAAAAAAAGAAAAAAAAAGCACCAAGCCGUUUUUAGGCAGCAAGUUAUGGUUGUUUUGGUGUCUGAAAAAUGAGUCACAGUCAGGCACUGUGCCGUUUCCUAGCAACCCCAGCCCGUCGCCUAGCAACCCAAGCUGAGUUCCGCCAUGUUUGGGCAGCUGGUUUUACCGCUGAGUACGUUGUUCAACGGAAAAGACCAGUGUUUUAUUGUUGACUUACCAUCCAGAAAUAUUACUUAAUAAUGAUUUUGUGCAAAGAAAAUGUAACAAGCCUGUUUUUUAUACCUGUUCAAGGCAGCAUAACAGGUCACCUUUAAAACAAGAUACCUGAAAAUAAUAAAUUAGCGCUUUAGCAUAUCAUAAAGCUGCCAAUGUAAAAUGAAGCAUGAACAGAUAAACUAAAAAUGUGUAGCUGAAUUUCCUCUAUCCACUUGUAGAAGAUAUAACCACAUAGUCACUGGAACCGUUUAAGCAUCCCUCAUUUGAUUAAUAGUCUUGUUUUUAAUGGAGUUGAACUGUAAUGUCAGGCUGUUUUGCUUUUGUUUAAACUUUAAACUGUAUCAACUGUGACGAGUUUCUAGAUUAGCUGAGAUUUCCUCAGCAAGGAAAUUAAGUUUAGUAGCUUAGUAUUUUUGUGUAAUUGCAAGUCAUAACAGAAUGUGCAAAAUGUAAAUGAAACAAUGCAUGUAUUUUUUCUUUCUAUCUAUUCUUAAUCUGGUUGUGCAAACAAAUCCAGGUUUACUUACUGGUUUGUAUUUGAUUUGAUUGAUAAUGUAGCGUAAGAAAAUGUAAGACCACCAUAUAAUAUCAAUAUGUUCUGCAUUCUGUUUUAGUUCUAAAAGAGCUUUUAAUAAAACUUUUAAAUAAAAAAAAAAAGCAAAAAAAAUUGGCAGAAUGAUUUUAUUUUGAAGUUACAGAUUGAGGCAGACUAAAUACAAAAGACACCAGACAUUUUUUGGGAUUAAUUAAAAGGAAAAAAAAAACUUACAUAAUUUUUCUUACACUUCACAACUAUAUGCUACUUUGUGUUGGUCUAUUACAUGAAAUCAUA
Messenger RNA from Poecilia latipinna (sailfin molly), 2215 nucleotides. RefSeq names its product macrophage mannose receptor 1-like. The transcript is spliced from 4 exons. NCBI's taxonomy places the organism in Eukaryota, Metazoa, Chordata, Actinopteri, Cyprinodontiformes, Poeciliidae. The record is from RefSeq and is a predicted model, not a curated record. The annotation marks the transcript as partial.